Mucor velutinosus is the source of this 2898-nucleotide messenger RNA. RefSeq lists its product as uncharacterized. NCBI's taxonomy places the organism in Eukaryota, Fungi, Mucoromycota, Mucoromycetes, Mucorales, Mucoraceae. The transcript has 5 exons. The coding region runs from base 1 to 2898 and encodes 965 amino acids. Gene Ontology annotation, molecular function: gamma-tubulin binding; microtubule minus-end binding. Gene Ontology annotation, cellular component: centrosome; equatorial microtubule organizing center; spindle pole. The record is from RefSeq and is a predicted model, not a curated record. Gene Ontology annotation, biological process: cytoplasmic microtubule organization; spindle assembly; meiotic cell cycle.
AUGUUCCAAUAUGAUCCCUUAGAAGACGACCAUGGUCAUAAUUUUGAAACUAUGCCAUGGCAUAGGCGGCAUCAUCAACAACAGCGGCAGAGUCCAUUUCAUGACGAUAAAUCUUUGGAGUCAGAUUGGAUCCACCAGCAAUUGCAGUUUCAACCGCUUUCCAAUCGGCCAUUCGACUUUCUGGACACGGAUGCUUCCAUUGGGAGUGCGAUUACAGAUGGCAAUAGCACGGAUACAUCCAUCUCACAGUACCAGCACCAACAGCAAUCACAGGGUCAAUCACACUUACAACUAGAGCAUGAAUACCAAGACAUGAACGAAGAAGAGGACAUUUGGACCGUGAAUGCAACAACACAUGCUCCCUUCAGAUACAAUACUCUAUCCUGGGAUACUCGAAAUUCGCAUUUUCCUUUGUAUGAGCAAACGCAACUGGCAGAUCGCAACAUUGGGACGCCCUUCAUCACCGAAGUUCCUCACAGCUUAUUUGAGCCUUUGAUUCGACGAUUGCAGGACCCUUCCAACACUGUUGUCAUCCACGAAGCCGAGCUAGUCAAGAGUUUGAUACAAGCCAUCACUGGAUUACCCUCUAUUUACUUUUACUGGGACCAUCAGCAACAUGUGUUUAAACAACGUUAUACGCACUAUCGCAUUCUUGGCAUCAGUGCAUCUGCUAUUCAGCCGGUAUUGGAUCAAGUGUUGUUGUUUGGUACUCGCAUCAAAGGAUUGGAGUUUGUGUCUCAGCAGUGCCAGUUACAGCCCAAGGUGUAUGGACUUACAGGCGUGGCGUUUGGUUGUUGUUUGCAGGAUCUGUUGAUGCACAUUCAGCAAACUACAAUGUCUGUGUUCUCAACUGGCAACCAUGAGUCCAUGACAGUGUUGAAGCUGUAUCACUCUAUUCAGAGUCUAGCUACUGUCGUCGAUAAGCUAUAUGGACUAUGUCAAAUGCAACAACAGCAGCAGCAAUUUACAAUACCCAAAGGCGCCUCAUUGUUGAAUUUACUGCAACGCGAAAUCAGCGGGUUUGAUUUGGCUUCAAACGGAGGAAAUUCUGCCUUGUACCGAGAUAUCUGUCUGAUUGCCUUGAGCUAUACCAGUGUGCCGUAUUCAAACAUGCUGAGCAGGUGGCUACAUUUCAGCAACACGGGCUCAGAUGAUCAAGUGAGUGGAGAUCCUUACAAUGAAUUUUUCAUUGGCGAGAAAUCCACAACGAAUAGACAUGAUUUGCUUCAAGGCUAUAAAAUCCGAUCAGAUAUCGAGUUACCGUACUUUAUAGAUAAGGAGCUUGCACUUUACAUACUUCGAUCCGGUAUUUCAGUUCGACUGCUGAAGCUAUCAAGACCAGACCAUCCUUUAUUUGGCUUGACUGACUGGAUUAGUCUUAAAUUUUCAGUGAGCAACACGGAUAACGAAGAGUACAUGUUUAGACUGCGGCGGGUAUGCGACGCUAUUAGAUCUUACAACACAACAGGCUCUAUUGCUCCACAUCAAACGGCAACUAUUACUAUUGAUGAUGAUGACUACGACAGCAAUCAGGAUACUAUGCAGCAUGACAUUCCUACGUUGCCCCCACUGGCAGACGACACCAAACAAAGCGGCUUUUCUAUCAAACUGAUGCAACUAUUACAAGAUGAAACCAGCCACUCUAUACCCACAUUUGAUACCAUCACUCUUCAAACCUACAUUGUGCCUAUCCAAACAUGGUGUCCAUUACUCAAUGAAUCCUUCAUGAUUUCCUUCUUAAACCAGUUCAAACUGCAAUCGCAUCUGUCAUUAUUAUAUCGCUAUUUCCUGUUUGGCAAUGGUACUUUUGUGAAUGGUCUCAAAGCUACUUUCUUUGCCAAGAUUGGAUUAAACCACAUGGGCGAUUGCUGGCCGCCCAAGGUAUUCAAUCUGAAUCUAGCAUUGCAAAGCCUAUUACUUGAGAAUUCGCAGCAUGAAUACGAUGAUCUCAUUACAUUUUUUGUGAGAAAAACUACAGCAGACAGCCCUUGGUGCCAUCCGCACGCCGUUGAAGCAUUAAGCUUUUUGCAGCUCCAUUAUGAUGCGACAUACCCAUUGAGUAUGGUCAUCACACCAGCUAUCCUAGACAAAUACAACCGAAUAUUUACAUUCCUGAUACAACUAUUACGAGUGGCCACAGUCAUCAAGCGAUGCUUUGAACCACUGCGCAACAUACGGUGGUACAAGGCAUCUACGCGAGAUGCUAUUUGCAGAUACAGAUUUCAGAUGGAUCAGUUCACAAGUGCACUACAGAGUUACAUUCACGAUACCGCUAUCGAAAGCACCUGGUCCUCGUUCAUGCAACAUGUACAGGCCAUGCAAUCGCAACAGACGUCCUCAAGCAGCAACAGCAGCAGUAGCAAAGACUAUGUUUCGGUUAUCAUGGAGCCCCACAGUUUCCGAGAUUAUCAUGAACACGUCCUUGACCGUAUCUUGUUUCAAUGCUUCUUGAAACAAAGCCAGACUCGUAUCUUCAAAGUGCUUAGACCCGUACUGCAGGAUAUCGUAUUUUUUAGCGUGAUUCUGGAAGAUUAUGCAGUCAAAGAUAUGGAGAGUGAAGAUAAGCUCAAUAUGAAAUGUGCCCGUAUCUUUGACCAAUUCAAGAACCACGCGAGGGUGUUUGUGAGUGUGCUACAGUUACUGGAAACCAAGGGAUCAGGUAGAUUAACAAACGUGCUCAAUAGCACACAACCCAGCAUAUUUAAUGAUCUAUACGCAAGGCACGAGGCGAAAAACGGAAUGGAUGUAUUUGUGAAGGAUUUGCUGACUCGAUUUACAUUGAACGGAUAUUACAGCAUCAGGCCUGGAACGGAGGCACCUUUUUCCUAUUUUAAUGAAAAUUCCUCCUUUAAUGAAAAUAGAGGAAAUGGCGAUAGUGACACUAAUUUCACACGAUGA